AUGACGAAGGUCAUGCAUUUUAACGUUGUUUAGAAGUCAAUUUCUCCCGGAAUAUUCCUAGAGAGGCCCUUUUAGUUCUUUAAAAUGGCUCUUUUGAAUCGAAAACUGAAAGAAAAGGAUGUAGACAACCUCCCUUUAAUCGAAGAAUCUGAGAAAGUUGUAGUCGAUCUCGAUGAGGACGAUGAAAACAGCGAAGAUACUUUUGUACAUCAUGGAAUCACGCUGUGGGUUUCCGAUGCUCUUAUCAUGAUUGUGCAGCAUAUACAGAUUUUUGCGUUGAUAUUAGCCAUGGGAGAACGCUGGGGCUAUCCUAAAACGUUUGUGCAACAUGCCUCAUAUGUUUUUCUCUUUAAUUUAGACGUUUGGGAAUUUGUGAAAGUCUCAUCUGGAGCAUAUACUGGUCCUUUAAACCUAGACACGUUUUUACCUUCAGGAAGCAUCGGCAUAGACUAUAGUUAUUAUUUGAUAGGAUGGACCAUUGGAGUCGCUGUGAUUGGAUGUACAUUUUUGAUAACUUAUGCAGUGUUUCUUCAUCGGAAACCACUGUAUCUGCUGCUUCAUGUUGCGAGGAUGAAGCGUGUUUUCAGCGUUUUUAUCCAGCUCGCCUGCUUACCUGUUGGUACUGCAUAUGCCCGUGUUUUCCAUUGUCGAAGCGAUGGAGUAUGGAAUGUUGAAAAUAGUGUAAAGUGCUACAGUUCGGACAGCAUAGAACAUUUGGUGUUUGUUGCUAUUGCAAGUCUGGUCGUAAUUCUUGUGUUCCUGGCCUACCCAAUAAACAUGAUAAGGAAAAUUCGUGGUCAAGUGAUCUGUUACAGUGAAGAAAAACAUGAGGGUUACUUGCAACUCAAAGAAGCCGAAUACAAUCAAGGACUUGACAUUUUAUGGGGAGUCGGACAGUUCCACCUCUUCUCAUCAUUCCGCCGGCUUUGGAUCUUUUAUAAACCCAUCAUGUUCAUUUUAAAAUUUAGCCUUGUGUGUUUUUAUGCAAUGUUCCUGUUUUUUACUGAGAGCAACAGGCUUACUUUUGGGCAACGUCUCCUCAUCAACCUUCCUAUUUUUCUGUUCUUUUUCCUUGUUCUUUUUGGGUUGUUUUCUUCUGGCUUGGCCCGCCCUCCUAUCAAAGCCUUUAGGGCUUUCACAGGCUGGUGUUGCUGGAAAGGCAUUUCACGAUUGUUACAUGUCCUUUUCAACAUCACUCCAACUUGGGUGGUUGCCAAGCUCUUUCUGGUUCUAUUGGUAGGCGGUUUGUUCACCAUUGAUCGUCUAGGUGGUGGCAUAGGAGCAACACUAUCUAUGCUAAGUCUGAUAAUGGUCCGAAGUCUUCCUUUCCGUGUUUCGGCAUUCAACUUCAUGAUUUUGUUCUCCUUACUUGUCAAUGCAGGUAAUGCAUACAUCGGUGUCAUGGUGGAGAUGUACAACACUGAUGAACUUGUGAAUGCCUUCUUUGUACCACCCAUUCCAGAGUUGAUAUUGACAUGGGUGAACAUAGCUUGGCUGUGUGUUGCAGUUCUGUGGCUUGCGUAUCUCUUGCUGCGGUACUUGCAUAUUAUACUUCCAAAGCAGCCUCUCUGGCCAAUGCUUAGUACAGAUGGAAAAAGCAACAUCAGUGAAGAAACAAAGAAAUACAUGCGUGCUGUUCUGAGGGGCCGUCAUACAUUGGAGAAAGCGCUUUCAAGCCCACCCAUGUUUGCACCUGUUCAUGAGUUGGAGAGGCAGAUUCACAUCAUCAAUGCAUACUGCCGAGAAGCAGAGUUCUUGGAUGAUCCAACCUUUGAUUCCCUCUGGGAUCUUCUUGACGAAUUGAUUGAAGCUCACAGAAACUUAGCACCUCACUCUCUGUUUGCUCUGUCAGUGAAGAAGACCGUCCGUGAGAUAGCAAAGGAAUUGAUGGUCUUGAUGCCGCAGAUGAGAAAAAGGCUCGAUCAACGUGAAUAUGAUUUCAUCUUGAUGGACCCCAUGAAGAAACGCAUGCUUUUGAAAAUGUAUGUGCUUGGAAUAUUUGUGAAUGGACGUAUGGACAAAGUCAAACAUGAUGUUGAACAAAAAGUUUACAUGGCACUAAAAGAGGCUGAAAAGACCAAAACUCCUUCAAGUCUAUAUGGUAGCUCCACAGCAUAUGACUGGGAUAGUAUGAUUGACUUGGCGGGUCCUUAUUCAACUUUUGAUGCAAUGAGAACUGUUUCAAGUUCAGGUAGUCGACCUGGCACCUCCUUCUCAGUGGCUUCUAAAGCAGAUAGUGUAGAUAAGCUGUUGGAUGAGGUGGAAGACUGGGAGGAAGGACAAGAGAUGGCUAAAAGAAGGAAGAAAAUUUCAGUUGGGUCAAUGCCAUUGAUUGAGGAGCAUCCUUCUUCUCCUUCAGGUGGGCAAUUUCUAUUUUUGGAGCAAAGUCUCAGGGCUUGGUAUAAUCAGUCAAAGCUCUCAUAACACCUACACCCCCAAAAGUGAUCAAUAUUUAUCCUUUCAUUCCCAAGAUCUAGAUAUCAAUUCUCUUAACUGUCCCCCACAUGUUUCCAAUAAUUCUAGUUCUGAGAAUUUGAUGUUAAAUCAAGCACUAUCCCAAUAUCCCCUUUGUUUACAUUUUAUUUUUUCAUCACCUUUCAUCAUAAAAAUGUGUGGUUAUUUUAGGGAAAGUUGAGAGUGUAAUUUUGAUAGAUAACUAAUUUCUUCUUACCUAUUUGUGAGGAAAUGUAUGGUAGCAAGAAGGGAGAAUUGAGUUCGGUAGGUUAAUUGUUUUUCUUGGGUUUCUAGGCUCCACGGGUUCAUCAGCUUCUAUACCUGGUCAAGUUAACUUUGAUAAUGACCGACCACGACCUAGAAGUGCUGGACGCUCGUCAUUGCAUGGUUCAACUACAUCAACAGCAUUAAUUGGAGACAGUUCUGCUGCGGAACAGGCCAGUAGCUCUCAAUCACAGUCAUCAUUAAGAAGUGGAGAUCGUGUUCCAUUAUUAUAGUAGGGAAAGUGUUUUUUGACUCAUUAGUAUUUUAAUAUAAUAGGCUACAUUCAUGCAUUUACCAUAACCAGUUGUAAAUAGGAUCAUCUUAGCUAUGGCCAACGUUUAAUAGCAAAAGUUUAAUUCAGUAGUUGGUAUUGUACAUUUUUGAACAUCAAUAACCACCUUUGUUAUUCUAUGAAAUAAUAAGGCUUAUUUCUAUCAUCAUCAUUCAUCAUAAUAAGGCUUAUUUCUAUCAUCAUCAUCAUCUUAAUAAGGCUUAUUUCUGUCAUCAUCAUCAGUAUUAUUAUUUUUAUUGCCACUGAAAAUUUUGUAUUGAGGUUGCUGUGUAAAUAUUGACUUUAUAAAUUGUUUUUACAUUACUGUAGUUGCUAUUUUCCUAUUUAAAUUUCCAAGUAUUUAUAAAUUGAUAUUUGUCCAAUGCAUGGCAAGUUAGUUAUAUCCGCUGAUCUAAAGUUUCUGGCAUCAUAAAGAGAUUUCAUUUAAAUCAGCUGUAGAAAUGAUUACCUGUGUAGAUCAAGGCUAUAUUUUCACAACAUGACCCUUGGGUAGGCUUUAAACACUUGAAUUCCCAUGAGUGACCAAUGCAGAAUUUCCCCUUACAGUAUCAAUUUGAUGUCAAACAGACAAGUAAUGAGAAUAAAGACAAAUAUGAUUUAGGGAGUAGAUUAUCCAAACCAAAUUCUCCAAACUAACAUUAUAAGAAUUGUUUUGCAGACAGUAAGGAGAAUUACUAAUGAGAUCUUGGGAGUGAAAGAGUUAAAAGAAAUUGUUUCCUCCUACCUCUGGGAGGACACUAGUUUAGAACUCAUGAUUACAUCAAGUUUGAUUUUAAGGGGGGUAAAGAAAACAGUUAUUUUAGAAGCACACUAUUUUUGUAAAAAAAUCAUCAUAAUAAACUAGAUUUGUAGAGAU
This is a messenger RNA of Pocillopora meandrina, 3866 nucleotides long. The record is from the annotation of a GenBank genome assembly. Lineage: Eukaryota; Metazoa; Cnidaria; Anthozoa; Scleractinia; Pocilloporidae.